Puma concolor (puma) is the source of this 1579-nucleotide messenger RNA. RefSeq names its product Ras association domain family member 5 (gene RASSF5). NCBI's taxonomy places the organism in Eukaryota, Metazoa, Chordata, Mammalia, Carnivora, Felidae. Gene Ontology annotation, biological process: signal transduction. The record is from RefSeq and is a predicted model, not a curated record. Gene Ontology annotation, cellular component: nucleus.
AUGGCCAUGGCGUCCCCGGCCAUCGGGCAGCGUCCCUACCCGCUGCUCUUGGACCCAGAACCGCCGCGCUACCUGCAGAGUCUGAGCGGCCACGAGCCGCCGCAGCCGCCGCCCCCCGGCCGCUCCUCUCGCCGCUGCGCCCCCGCUCCCCUCUCCACUGCGCGCGGGGCGCACGAGGGGCGCGGCGCCCGGAGGGCUGCCCGGGGGGACCCGGAGCCCCAACCUCGGGCCUCCCGACCCGCUCGCCCUCUCCGGCCUGGUCUGCAGCAGAGGCUGCGGCGGCGGCCUGGGGCGCCCCGGCCCCGCGACGUACGGAGCAUCUUCGAGCAGCCGCAGGAUCCUCGCGUCCCGGUGGAGCGAGGCGAGGGGCACCGCUUCGCCGAACUGGCGCUGCGGAGCGGCCGGGGCUGGUGUGACCUGUGCGGACGAGAGGUGCUGCGGCAGGCGCUGCGCUGCGCUAACUGUAAAUUCACCUGCCACCCGGAGUGCCGCCAUCUGAUCCAGCUGGACUGCAGUCAGCAGGGAGGCCCAUCCCAGGACAGACCCUCUCCAGAAAGCACCCUCACUCCAGUCUUCAGCCAGAAUGUCUGUAAACCCCCGGAGGAGACGCAGCGCCCGCCCACACUGCAGGAGAUCAAACAGAAGAUUGACAGCUACAAUACCCGGGAGAAGAACUGCCUGGGCAUGAAGCUGAGUGAAGAUGGCACCUACACGGGUUUCAUCAAAGUGCAUUUGAAACUUCGGCGGCCAGUGACCGUGCCUGCUGGGAUCCGGCCCCAGUCCAUCUACGAUGCCAUCAAGGAAGUGAACCUGGCGGCCACCACGGACAAGCGGACGUCCUUCUAUCUUCCUCUGGAUGCCAUCAAGCAGCUGCACAUCAGCAGCACCACCACGGUCAGUGAGGUCAUCCAGGGGCUGCUCAAGAAGUUCAUGGUUGUGGACAAUCCCCAGAAGUUUGCACUUUUUAAGCGGAUACACAAGGACGGGCAAGUGCUCUUCCAGAAACUCUCUAUCGCUGAUUGCCCCCUGUACCUGCGCUUGCUGGCUGGGCCUGACAAUGACGUCCUCAGCUUUGUGCUCAAGGAGAAUGAAACUGGAGAGGUGGAGUGGGACGCCUUCUCCAUCCCUGAGCUCCAGAACUUCCUCACGAUCCUGGAAAAAGAGGAGCAGGACAAAAUCCAACAAGUGCAGAAGAAGUAUGACAAGUUUAGGCAGAAACUGGAGGAGGCCUUAAGAGAAUCCCAGGGCAAACCUGGGUAACCGGUCCUGCUUCCUCUUCUGGUGCCCGCGGAUUUAUUUUUAUGAUUAUUAUUUUGCAACAGACACUUUUUCUCAGGACACCUCCGGCGGGUGCAUUUGUGCCCACCUGGCAGUUCCAGAUGUGGCACAAAACCUCUGAGGGGCGCAGGUGCGCGCGGGCCAGGCGCUGCCUGCCGCUCGCUGCUGAGGAGGGGGAUGGGGGACAGAGCAGCCUCAGUCCUGGGUGAUCCUCCCGGAAGCCAACCGGCUGCCUCUGUCAUCACCGAACCGCAAUUGUUCGCACCAGCCGGUAAAGGAAAGAAGAAAGGUUUUAGAGCUG